Molecule: messenger RNA, 2483 nt
Organism: Morus notabilis
Lineage: Eukaryota; Viridiplantae; Streptophyta; Magnoliopsida; Rosales; Moraceae
Product: CSC1-like protein ERD4
Exons: 5
Coding region: 116-2248 (710 amino acids)
Cellular component (GO): plasma membrane
Molecular function (GO): calcium-activated cation channel activity
Source: RefSeq, a predicted model, not a curated record
UUUUAUCUUCUUCUUCUUCCUUUAAAUUAAAGGACCCCUUAACGCUUCAACGUCUCUUACUGCAUACAUUUUGAAGCGUUUGAGACUGAUUUUAUCAUUUUAGCGAGAAACUCAGAUGGAUUCCAGCUCCUUCUUGACGUCCCUUGCGACGUCGUUCGUGAUUUUUAUAGUGCUGGUUCUUCUCUACAUAUGGCUCUCGAAGAAGCCCGGAAACGCCGUUGUUUACUACCCCAAUCGCAUCCUGAGGGGCUUGGAUCCGAAGGAUAACGGAUCCAAGUCGUGGAUCCAUGUCGCUCUCUCUUCCACUGAGCAGGACGUUAUUUCCAUAUCAGGCGUCGACACUGCCGUUUAUUUUGUGUUCCUCAGCACAGCUAGUGGUGUUAAUGACAUUUCCUCUUAUAUUUCUAAUUUAGCUCACAAAACCUUCUGUUUGUUUUUGUUAGUAAGCUAUGUGGUCAAUUUUCUAAUUGUAUUUAUAUUUUUGUUUAUGAAGAAAGAGAGCUCAAGGUUAUGGGCUUUUUUCCUAGCUGUCUACUGGGUUUCCUUUGUUACUUAUUUCCUGUUAUGGAAGGCAUACAAGCAUGUUUCUGCUCUGAGAGCUAAUGCAUUGACGUCUCCCAACGUGAAGCCCGAACAAUAUGCGAUUCUCGUAAGAGACAUUCCUUCUGUCCCCGAAGGUCAAACCAGAAAAGAACAGGUCGAUUCGUACUUUCAAAACAUCUACCCCGACACAUUUUACAGAUCGAUGCUGGUCACAGACAAUAAAGUGGUGAACAAAAUUUACCAAGAGUUAGAAGGGUACAAGAAGAAGCUCACACGUGCCGAAGCAAUAUAUGCCAAUUCAAAAGCAACAGGCAAGCCAGAAGGAACCAGACCCACUCACAAAACUGGCUGUCUUGGUUUAAUUGGAAAGAGAGUAGAUAGCAUAGAAUUUUACAACGAAAAAAUCAAUGAACUAAUCCCAAAACUGGAAUCUGAACAAAAAAGUACUCUAAGGGAGAAGCACUUGUCUGCUGCGCUGGUUUUCUUCACCAGCAGAGUGGCUGCAGCCUCUGCAGCUCAGAGUCUACAUGCCCAAAAGGUCGACACAUGGACGGCCAUCGAUGCUCCUGAGCCUCGUCAACUAUUAUGGUCUAAUCUUAAAAUCAAGUUCUUUGAGAGGCAAGUGCGGCAGUAUGUCGUGUACAUUAUCGUGGCUCUUACCAUAUUCUUCUACAUGAUUCCUAUUGGGAUUAUCUCUGCAUUCACGACAUUAAAGAACUUGAGGAAACUUCUCCCAUUUUUAAAGGUAGUAUUGGAUGAGGAAGCAGUAAGGACAGUGCUGGAAGCCUAUCUCCCGCAGCUCGCGCUCAUUGUCUUCUUGGCAUUGUUGCCCAAGUUUCUAUUGUUUCUAUCCAAGGCAGAAGGAAUUCCUUCCGAGAGCCAUGCGGUAAGGGCUGCUUCAGGGAAAUAUUUCUAUUUCUCGGUGUUGAAUGUGUUUAUUGGAGUUACAGUUGCUGGAACAUUGUUCAGUACAUUCAAGAGCAUUCAGAAGGAGCCAAAAUCCGCUGUUGAUAUACUGGCAAAUAGCAUCCCAGAAAAUGCAGCCUUUUUCCUCACCUUUGUGGCUCUCAAGUUUUUCGUCGGCUAUGGGCUUGAACUGUCCCGCAUAGUUCCUCUCAUUAUCUUCCAUAUCAAGAGAAAAUAUCUUUGCAAGACAGAAGAAGAGGUAAAGGAUGCUUGGACUCCAGGGGCCCUUGGAUAUGGGACCAGAAUUCCUGGCGACAUGCUUAUCAUCACCAUUGUCCUAUGCUACUCUGUCAUUGCCCCACUAGUUAUUCCAUUCGGAGUGGCGUAUUUCGGCCUUGGAUGGCUUAUCCUUCGUAAUCAGGCUCUCAAUGUGUAUGUUCCAUCAUAUGAAAGCUAUGGAAGGUUAUGGCCUCACAUUCACGUGCGCAUAAUUGCUGCUCUUAUAUUGUAUCAAGUUACCAUGUUUGGUUACUUAGGGGUGAAGAAGUUCUACUAUUCACCAAUACUCAUUUCGCUUCCCAUCCUGUCAUUGAUCUUUGCCUUCAUCUGCAACAAGAAAUUCUAUCGUGCCUUCCACGACACGGCUCUUGAAGUCGUGGCGCAAGAAUCAAAGGAGACUCCCAACUUGGAGCAAGUUUUCAGAUCCUUCAUCCCACCAAGCUUGAACUAUGAGAAGAGUGAUGAUGAUCAAUUUGAAGAUGCUUUAUCCCAAGUCUCAAGAACAGGGUCGUUUGUUUGAAGAAGCAAAAUUGCAUCUGACAUGAUUUUUUUUUUUUUAAUGUUGGUGUCUUGUUUGUUGAUUUUUUUGAAUUUCAGAUAAUUUGUUGUUAAUAGUAUGUAUCUAGGAACCACGGCAUUUGGUUAUUUUGUAAUAUAUCAUGUAUCCUUGUUUCUUGGUGUGUUAAUUUUCUUAACAAUCUUGUGUGUAAACUGUUAAGUAUACUUUUUUUUAUUAAUUUUUUUUCCCUUAAAAA